AUGCCGGGAAUCCUGCCAAUGAAAGUGAUCAAGAUGGGAUCCAACGCCCAGAGCCGCAUCGCCCAAGCCUGCGAUCGCUGCCGCUCCAAGAAAAUUCGAUGCGAUGGCGUUCGACCGUGUUGCACUCAAUGCAAGAAUGUUGGCUUUGAGUGCAAGACUAGUGACAAGUUGAGUCGACGAGCUUUUCCGCGUGGAUAUACCGAGUCGUUGGAGGAUCGUGUUCGAGCACUGGAAGCUGAGGUUAGGGAUUUGAAGACUUUAUUGGACGAACGGGAUGAGAAGAUUGAAGUCCUGUCGCGUAUUCAUUCGUUCGGUACGCCACGUCAGAAGGCGCAGCCGAAUUCUACUCCUUCGCCAGCAUCCACGUCCGGUGCAGUCUCGGAGACUUCUCGAUCACCCUUAUCGGAAGAAGCGAAACCAUCUCCAGCCGAAACAGAGCGCGUCAUUACGGUUAAAUACCCCACCAAGUCGUCUGGCAGUUCGCCUUUUGCCGGACCAUCCAGUGUUCGCGCUUUUUCGUCUACUCUGACAAGCAAGUUGGAGGCACGAGGUAUAUCUUCGUCUUCCUUCUCGACAAAGGCUUUGACGGCUUUCCCUCCCAAGACUUAUCAACGCAAGGCCUCGUCUCUGCAGUCGCUACCGAGACUCGUGUCAGACCAGUUAAUAAACAUAUAUUUUCAAGAAUGGGCUCCUCUGUACCCAGUGGUGCACCGCUCUACGAUUCUCAAAGCCUACGAUCGCUACCUUGCCGAUCCAUCGCUAUUGAAGGAUCAGCCUCUUACCAUUAUACAACUGAAUCUUAUUUUCGGCAUUGCUGCACUUUCCUCAAUGUCACGGACCAAUCAAGACCCAAAGCUUUUUGAGAAUAACUGGUACACACCGCUCGAGUCUCUCAGUGGAGAGAUGUCUGUACCUGCCAUACAGUGCAUGGUUCUCGCUCAGAUGUAUUUCUUGACUAAAGGAGAUUACCAGUCUUUGCUUCGCUAUCGCGCGCUUUCCGUGGGCACAAUUCAGUCUCUUGGACUUGAUCAAAGCCAGCAGGACUUUGUUCGUGACCCGCUACUUCACGAGACUCGUAAGAAAGUGUUCUGGUGCCAGUAUAUGCUCGAUCGCUUCACCGCUACCAUGACUGGCUUACCCGUUAUGCUCCGAGAUGACCGCAUUGGCACUGAAAUGCCUGCAGACAUUGACGACGAGAAUAUAACCGAAGACGGGCUGCUGCCCGGCUUACCGGAUGAAUGCACUCGCAUGUCAAGUGCGCUUGCUUUGAUAGAGGCUUCUCGGAUUUUAGGCAAAGCGCUCGAAAUUCUUUAUCCUUCAGCAGCUAACGCUCAAGUAUCCGUAACAAAGCUACAUGGCUUGUCGGAAGAGCUAGACACUUGGAACAAGGGUCUUCCAACCCAUCUUAAACUGAUUUUCAUUCAGGAUCGGCCAAGUACUAAUGUGACAAGCAGUCGGUCUCCGUUAUUAUCCUUGGUGUACUACUUUAUUCGGAUUUUGAUCCAUCGUCCUGCAGCCUGCUUUGGCACUGCUGACAUUAUGAAUCCAGCUUUGCUGACUAUCAGUGACUCCAGUAAACAUAUAAUUCAAAUUUUGCAGCUCCUCGAUGAACGACGCCUGAGCCUGUCGCUAGCCAUCAACCGCCUCGAGGUAGCAUACCUCUCUGGUCUUGGAAUUUUGUGGCAAGAUAUGACAUUGGAACGAGGCAACAAGUUGGUCCAGGAAAGCCGGAACUUACUUCUUGAUGUUAAAGUACAACUCGAGCCAGAGUCUAACACAGCUGCGACCGAGUUUAGAAUACUUUCCAAUCUCAUAACCGGCGCUGAUAGCCAACGGUCUAUGAAGAUAAAGAAGGCUCUACAAACAUCGCAGUCCCGUGCCGAUGUGGGCGCUGAACCAAAAUCUGCAAAAGAUGGUGUACAGUCAAGAAGGAACACCAUUUCAAAUCUGAGCGCGCCACACAGGUCUCCUCAACAGAUGCGUCAACAGCCGGGCGCAAUGGACCCUCCACGGACAAUGAGUCGACCCAAGUCAUUUGAUAUAUCGUCAGGCGUCAAUGUGGACUAUUAUCCUUUGAAUGCGGACUCUCUUCGUUCCGUGUCCACUACUGAUGUCUCGAAGAUGGCAUUAUCAGCAGCGGAGUGGGAGGGUAUACUGAGCGAUCUCGAUCACGGCAACUUGAACAUUUUCACUGGAAUAUAUGGCGGACAAGAAUGUGCUGAUCAGCCGAGCUCAAACGUUCCCAUUGACAAUAGUUACUCUCCUCAUCAGAGUACAUCAGCUUAUGCGCCGAUCAUGCAGCAACACGUACGAUUGAGUCCACAGGAUACAUCGUCGGAGGCAUGGUCUGCCUGCAGUAGUGGCGAUGUAUCCUACGUACAUGACGGCGUACGAAGCUACCCUGCGGAAAAUACGAUGAAUACGGAUGAUGGUCUCCCUUUCAAGGAUUUUGACUUGACGCAAUCUUUACAAAUGGUUGAUGCCGUUAAAGGGAUCAUGAUUCCGUCUGCCGAAGAAGAUUUCGUCGAUCUUGGUAUAUUUGACGGCUGGGAUCGUUCCCUGAUGGCUUAA
Molecule: messenger RNA, 2571 nt
Organism: Talaromyces marneffei
Lineage: Eukaryota; Fungi; Ascomycota; Eurotiomycetes; Eurotiales; Trichocomaceae
Exons: 4
Coding region: 1-2571 (856 amino acids)
Biological process (GO): regulation of DNA-templated transcription; DNA-templated transcription
Molecular function (GO): DNA-binding transcription factor activity, RNA polymerase II-specific; zinc ion binding; DNA binding
Source: RefSeq, a predicted model, not a curated record